GGGGAAGGCGCCAACUCGGGCUCCGUCCUCUCCGCCGGGCUACGGGCGGUUGCGACCGUGGGCUGACGGCGGCGGGAGCGGCCCCGCGGCCCCCCUCACGCCCCUGCGAAGACGGGGCGGGGGGUGAAGGAGGCGGAGGGAGCUGCAACGCCAGGAGCGGGAGGAGGAAGCGGCGGCGGAGAACGACCGACGAGAAGGGAGCUUGGCAGAGGCGGAGCCGGCGCUCGAGCCCGGCCGGCCUGGACCGCACGCAAGCACGGCCACUGCUGCCACCGCCAUCAGCAGGAGCAGCGCGCAGAGAUGGGUCUUGAAGUUAAAUGAGACUGGAUAAGGCGCAUCAAUGAAGUAGUUUCUGUACUAUAUAGGGUCAGAACUCCAAAAGUGUCGAGCAACCAGACUUGCUCUACUUUCAUGAUGAAGAAAAUUAGUCUGAAGACCAUUCGUAAGUCUUUUAAUUUAAAUAAAAGCAAAGAUGAUAAUGACUUUGUUGUGGUUACACAGCCAUCACUAAGCGAUUUUGGAAAAGAUGACUCUUUGUUUGGUAGCUGCUAUGGUAAAGAUUUGGCUAGCUGUGAUGUCAACAGUGAAGAUGAAAAAGGUGGCAAAAACCGUUCAAAGAGUGAAAGUUUAAUGGGUACUUUAAAACGAAGACUUUCGGCAAAACAAAAGCAGAAGGGCAAAGGCAGCACACCUUCUGUUAGCUCUGCUGAUGAUGACACAUUUUCUUCCUCUUCUGCUCCAAUAAACUUCAAAGAUGUGAGAGCUCAAAGACCUCUUCGAUCCACAUCCCUCCGUAAUCACCAUUAUAGCCCAACUCCAUGGCCCCUUCGCCCAACAAACUCAGAAGAGACAUGUAUAAAAAUGGAAGUGAAAGUAAAGGCCUUGGUUCAUUCCUCAAAUCCAAGCCCUGCACUGAAUGGUGUUCGCAAAGAUUUCCAUGACUUACAGUCAGACAGUGUGUUCCAGGAACAAAACAAUGCAUUGAAAAGUACAGAAUCUCAAAAUGGAGACUUGCAUCUUCAUAUUGAUGAACAUGUGCCUGUAGUUAUUGGACUUAUGCCUCAGGACUACAUCCAGUAUACUGUGCCUUUAGAUGAGGGAAUGUAUCCUUUGGAAGGAUCACGAAGUUACUGUUUGGAUAGUUCUUCACCCAUGGAGGUUUCAACAGUCUCUUCUCAAAUGGGUGGGAGUGCAUUUCAUGAAGAAGAAGGGACAGUGGGUCAAGAUGUUGUAGUUGCUCCAGAUAUCUUUGUGGACCAGGCAGUGAGUGGCUUGUUGAUUGGUACCACAGGAGUCAUGCUGCAAAGUCCAAGAGUUAAUCACAGUGAUGUUCCUCCACUCUCUCCAUUGCUACCUCCAAUACAGAAUAAUCAAAUCCAAAGGAACUAUAAUGGCCUAAGUGGCACAGAUGUCCAUGUGGCUGAAAGUAUGCGCUGUCAUUUGAAUUUUGAUCCCAACACUGCACCUGGAGUUGGAAGAGUUUAUGAUUCUGUACAAAACAGUGGGCCUAUGGUUGUGACUAGCCUCACAGAAGAACUGAAAAAACUUGCCAAACAAGGAUGGUACUGGGGCCCUAUUACACGAUGGGAAGCAGAAGGCAAACUGGCCAAUGUUCCUGAUGGUUCAUUUCUUGUUCGAGACAGCUCUGAUGACCGUUAUCUUUUAAGUUUGAGCUUUCGCUCCCAUGGUAAAACUCUUCAUACUAGAAUUGAGCAUUCAAAUGGUAGAUUUAGCUUUUAUGAACAACCAGAUGUGGAGGGACAUACUUCUAUAGUUGAUCUAAUUGAACAUUCGAUCAGGGACUCUGAAAAUGGAGCCUUUUGCUAUUCAAGGUCUCGAUUGCCUGGAUCUACAACAUACCCAGUCAGACUGACCAAUCCAGUAUCUCGGUUUAUGCAGGUACGCUCUUUGCAGUACUUGUGUCGUUUUGUUAUACGUCAGUAUACCAGAAUAGAUCUGAUUCAAAAACUACCAUUGCCAAACAAAAUGAAGGAUUAUUUACAAGAAAAGCACUACUGAAGGCUAUGGGAACCUUGCAUCUUGCACUUUGGGAACAAAAAUAUUAAAGGAGAGAUACUGAAAUAUCGUUUACAAACUUUGCUAUCUUUUGCUGCCAUAAUUUCAUUUUUUGUGCAUAAAGAAGGGUAAUGCAUUUUUAUUUGUUUAAUGGGUGAUCUGUUUUUUAAUUAUGAUCUCAAGGUUUUUUUUAAAAGAGUGAAAUAAAUAAUCUUUCACUCAAUUUGCAAAUAAUCACAAUGUGAAUUAUAAAAAGUUUAUUAAAAAAACCCAUCUCCUUUGCUGCUAAUCCACUGUGAUUUUUAUGCAUUCAAGGCACAUUUCAUGUGUUUUCAACCACAAGUUAAAGUUGAAACUUGAUGAAAUAUGUUUUGUCAAC
Messenger RNA from Heteronotia binoei (common prickly gecko), 2395 nucleotides. It is a transcript of the gene SOCS6, whose product is annotated as suppressor of cytokine signaling 6. The coding region runs from base 412 to 2019 and encodes 535 amino acids. NCBI's taxonomy places the organism in Eukaryota, Metazoa, Chordata, Lepidosauria, Squamata, Gekkonidae. The transcript has 2 exons. Gene Ontology annotation, biological process: regulation of growth; intracellular signal transduction; phosphatidylinositol phosphate biosynthetic process. Gene Ontology annotation, cellular component: phosphatidylinositol 3-kinase complex. Gene Ontology annotation, molecular function: 1-phosphatidylinositol-3-kinase regulator activity. The record is from RefSeq and is a predicted model, not a curated record.